AAAUUCGUACACCGUACAUUUUUAUGUACACUUUUGUAAUUUGUGUGUUAUUAAAUGUGUGACAAAGGUGAUUCUCAAGAUGGCACAUGUCCUAAACGCUCCGUCGUAUAUGUUUACAGUCCUGAAUACAUUGAAACUUGUGACUCCUUAUCAAAAGUCCCAAACCGGGCAAGUAUGGUACAUUCCCUGAUUGAGGCGUACGGUUUAUUGCAACACAUGAGAGUUGUGAAGCCUCAUGUAGCAUCAAUGGAAGAGAUGGCAGUGUUUCAUACAGAUUCAUACCUGGAGCAUCUGCACAAAAUCAGCCAGGACGGAGACAACGAUGACCCCCAGUCUGUUGACUUUGGAUUAGGUUAUGACUGCCCAGUGGUAGAGGGUAUCUUUGACUAUGCAGCGGCAGUUGGAGGAGCCACGCUGACGGCUGCCCAGUGCCUAGUUGAAGGAAAGUGUGACGUUGCCAUCAACUGGGCAGGAGGCUGGCAUCACGCCAAGAAGGAUGAAGCAUCUGGAUUCUGCUACGUGAAUGACGCCGUCCUGGGCAUCCUCAAACUGAGGGAGAAGUACGAACGAGUGCUCUAUGUGGACGUGGACCUUCACCAUGGCGACGGGGUGGAGGACGCUUUCAGCUUCACGUCCAAGGUCAUGACGGUGUCUCUGCACAAGUUCUCUCCCGGUUUCUUCCCAGGUACGGGAGACGUGAGCGACACGGGGCUGGGAAAAGGUCGGGGUUACGCUGUAAACGUCCCUCUGGAGGACGGGAUACGGGACGACCGCUACCUACAGGUGUUCACCAGUGUUAUGCAGGAAGUAAAAGCCCAGUUUAACCCGGAAGCCGUCGUGAUGCAGCUGGGGGCGGACACCAUGGCGGGUGACCCCAUGUGUUCCUUCAACAUGACCCCCGUGGGCGUUGGCAAGUGCCUACUCCACAUACUGCAAUGGGAGUUACCCACACUUCUGCUUGGAGGAGGGGGUUAUAAUCUUGCCAACACUGCCCGUUGUUGGACCUACCUAACGGGGACAGUCUUGGGACAAACGCUGGCUUCAGAGAUACCCGACCACGAGUUCUUCACGGAAUACGGUCCGGAUUAUUCCCUGGAGAUAAGCCCAAGCUGCCGACCUGACCGCAACGAGAGCCAACAGCUGGACCGGGUCAUCAGUACCAUCAAAGGGAAUCUAAAGAAUGUAGUUUAGGACUGGGCUCUCAGCUCAUGUUUCCAAAUCAGGCCUGUUCGCCUAAUGAAGACAGUAUGUGGGAGCCAUCGCCAGAGGGGGGAGGCUUUGGAAAACAUUACUUGAAU
Chanos chanos (milkfish) is the source of this 1298-nucleotide messenger RNA. RefSeq names its product histone deacetylase 8 (gene hdac8). The record is from RefSeq and is a predicted model, not a curated record. Gene Ontology annotation, molecular function: histone deacetylase activity. Bases 55 to 1191 code for a protein of 378 amino acids. Gene Ontology annotation, biological process: heterochromatin formation. The transcript is spliced from 11 exons. NCBI's taxonomy places the organism in Eukaryota, Metazoa, Chordata, Actinopteri, Gonorynchiformes, Chanidae.